AUGUCAGAAUUACAUGCUUUGCUUACUUUCCCAGAGAGGCCCAUUUCUCAAAGUUACUAUGUACCAAAACUGCAGCAUUUCUUAAAAUCUGGUAUACCGGCUACAUAUACUUUGGAGCAGGUCGCAGCCUUCGAGCAUGAGGAAAAGAACAGGAACGGGGAUAAGGAAUUCAGAGAGAGCACUGACGACAAUAAAACCUCAAACACAACGCCGUUACACGUUUUAGCAAGAUCGCUACCCUUGGAUAUCAAGGAUGAGGAACUGCAAGUGGUGAUGGAUAUGAUGAAUAUUCUUUUUGAGUAUGGGGCUGGAUGGAAUUUUAUUGACUACGAGGACAAAACAGUGGGUGAUUUGUUUUUAGAGAGAAAUCAAAGUAGGGAGAGCCCUCUUUAUAGACGGCUCGUGGAAGCUGGUGUGUCUGCUGAAUUAUUACUGAGAAAACUCAAUGGUGGCGACGUCGAAUUCUUGGAUACAGAUGAACUAAUAGGUAUCGAGCCUGAGGAAAGCGUUCAAACAGCAGUUGAUGGUCAAAAAGAAGAAUCAGUUGGUAGUGAUGACGAUGCUACCGCGGCAAAUCAACAAGUGUACUUAAAAACAGAACUAGAGUACAAAGACGAUGCGCUUAUCACAAAGGAAAAUAAGGACGGUGUUAUGAUGGAUUGGGAAACCAAGAUUAUGGAACUUGCUUCCGAAACCUUAUUUCCUGAUCCAGAGGCCACUAAUUCUGCUACGAUCUUAAACAUUGGAUUUGGAAUGGGGAUCAUCGAUACAUUCAUCCAAGCUCGAAAACCAUAUCGUCACUAUAUUUGCGAAGCUCAUCCAGAUGUUUUGGCCAAGAUGAAAAUGGAUGGUUGGUAUGAAAAGGAUAAUGUGGUUAUUUUAGAGGGAAGAUGGCAAGAUACGUUGAAUAAUUUAUUAGACAAAGGUGAAGUUUUCUUUGAUGGUAUUUAUUAUGAUACAUUUAGCGAGCACUACCAAGACAUAUUGGACUUAUACGAUGUCGUGGUAGGUUUAAUUAAACCAGAAGGCGUUUUCUCAUUUUUCAACGGAUUAGGCGCUGACAGAUCGUUGUGUUACGAUGUAUAUAAAGAAAUUGUUGAGAUCGAUGUUGCUACAUAUGGUAUGAAAUGCGAUUACACCAGAUAUUCUCUUGACGAGCAAUUGCCAGAUUGGAAUGAUGUUAAGCGGUCUUACUUUAACUGUAACUAUUAUUACCAUCCACGUAUCACGUUUGCUUAA
Saccharomyces cerevisiae S288C is the source of this 1239-nucleotide messenger RNA. RefSeq names its product protein-arginine N5-methyltransferase (gene RMT2). Gene Ontology annotation, cellular component: nucleus; cytoplasm. The transcript has a single exon. The record is from RefSeq and is marked reviewed. Gene Ontology annotation, molecular function: protein-arginine N-methyltransferase activity. The coding region runs from base 1 to 1239 and encodes 412 amino acids. Lineage: Eukaryota; Fungi; Ascomycota; Saccharomycetes; Saccharomycetales; Saccharomycetaceae.